AUGAAGUACUAGUAGGACACCAGACACGGUCGUCAGCUAAGCUCAUAAGCUGCAGAGUAUACCUUCAAUCAGUUCGCACAGAGGCGUGACAGCGGUCAUUUACCGGUGCUUCCAUUUCCGCACAUCCUGCUGACCUGACUGGAACUUGAAAACGUUACCAAAGUCCAUUCGAACAAACACUUACGAAAAAUGCACGUGCAAGUUUUGUAUCUACUUAUGAGUGUCUACGUCCUAAGUCACUGUGAGGUGGACGCCCUGCUGUGCUUCGAAUGCAACAGCCACAACGAUAGCCGUUGCGCCGAGGCUCUCCCUCCGGAUGUCUUGAAGAAAGAUUGCUCCGACCAUGUUGAGGGUUCGAAGUACACGAUGUGUCGCAAAAUUACCCAAGUCAUUGAAUUCAGCGUCAAUGGGCUGCCAGCAGAUUCACGCGUCAUCAGGGGCUGCGGCUGGGACGAAUCAAACUACAUGGGAAGGUGUUACCAGAGAAGCGGAUUUGGAGGUCGUCAAGAAGUCUGUUCCUGCGUAGGAGACUACUGCAACGGUGCUACGGAGUCGAGGAUCAGCAUCUUUCUGAUCGCCACUGUCAUUGUUGGCUUCCUAGCCUUUUGGCGCAACUAGUCCACCGUUGUUAAAUCAGAAGAAACGAUAAAGCCAGCCGCAUAAGAAGAAAGAACAGCGCUAGACGAAAAUAUAGCGCGACCAGUCCUAUGAGCCGAUCAUAUAGAUGCAAUUGUUAGAAAUUCAAAAUGCGGAGAAAUGAAUGACGUCAAAAAAACAAAUCACAUAGUGGGGUAAGAGAGGCCCAAUUAAUUCGAAACCUCUAACAACAAAAUGCCACCGUAGCUGUGCUGUCUUGAAAAUCUUUAAAUGUAAAAUCGACCAAUCGAUCCCACCGUAUUUCACUUUGUACAGAUUAAGGUCCUAAACCAUAGGUUGAAAAGAGUAUGUUGAACUCAAAACUCACUGUAUAUUUUAAUGUAUAAUUGUAAUGAAACAAUCGACAUCACGGAUUCGUACACGCAGUUGUACGUAAGAAUUAUUAUAUUUGAUAUAAAUUAAUAUAUAAUAAUAUAUAGUAUAGGUGUAAGUUUAUAAACACAUAACUAUACGUAACGCAUGCAUCUCAAGCCAUCAAAAGCAAUUCCUUGAUCGGAUGUAUAUAAUAAUACGUUCAUUAAUGUCUAAUCACAAUCGGAGGGUUACACACUGGGGUGAAUUUAUGGCAAUCAUGUAAUAUUUAUUUCCAAAGCCGAUGAGAUAUCCACCUUGAUCAAUUGUGCAAUAUGGAUAAGCUAUACGUAAGAUAUUAGUCAAACGAUUGUAUUUCGAUGCAAAAUCUACGUUACGAAUUUAGCUCGUUACGUGCUUACAGCGAUAAGUAAAUCGUCUAAGGAUUUGACUUUUUGUACGUUAAGAGCAAAUAGCUCUGAUAAAUGUGCUAUAUCACUAUA
This is a messenger RNA of Neodiprion fabricii, 1451 nucleotides long. RefSeq lists its product as uncharacterized. The record is from RefSeq and is a predicted model, not a curated record. NCBI's taxonomy places the organism in Eukaryota, Metazoa, Arthropoda, Insecta, Hymenoptera, Diprionidae. Gene Ontology annotation, biological process: regulation of synaptic transmission, cholinergic; positive regulation of voltage-gated potassium channel activity; sleep. The coding region runs from base 190 to 618 and encodes 142 amino acids. The transcript is spliced from 3 exons.